UUUUUCCAGCCUCUCUGGGGAUCGCGGGUCGCCUGUAUUUAAAGGUGCCACGUUGCUCUGCCGCCGUUUCAUUUCGCGCUGUGAGCCUUGCGGUGCGGCGUAUUCUAAGGAGGGCCGCCGGGGGACCCAGGAAUCCUAGAAAUGGACCCAGUGGCCUUGGAAGAUGUGACUGUGAACUUCACCCUGGAGGAGUGGGCUCUUCUGAAUCCAUCCCAGAAGAAACUCUACAGAGACGUGAUGCAGGAAACCCUCAGGAACCUGGCCUCAAUAGGAGAAAAAUGGGAAGACCGUAACAGUAAAAGUCUAUAUGAACAUCAUCAGACAAAUCUAAGCAGGCCUGUGGUAAAGAGACCCUGUAAAAAUAAAGAAGGUGGUCUGUGUGAAGAAUCCUUCAGCCAGAAUCCAAAUCAUAAGCAGAUAAAGAAAACUCCUACUGGAAUAAAGCUACGUAAAUGCAGUUUCUGUGGACAAGUGUUCAGGCAUCAUUCAUCCUUUAGCAGGCACAUGAUCUCUCACACUGGCCACAAACUGUAUGAGUAUCAGGAAUAUGAAGAGAAACCUUACAAAUGUAAGGAAUGUGGGAAAUCCUUCAAGCAUCGCCAAUCCAUUCGAGUACAUGUGAGGACUCACACUGGAGAGAAACCGUACAAAUGCAAGCACUGUGGGAAGGCCUUCAAGCAUUGCCAGUCCAUUCGAAAGCAUGAAAGGAUUCACACUGGAGAGAAACCCUACAAAUGCAAACAAUGUGGAGAAACCUUCCGGUAUCGCCACAACUUUCAGAAACAUGAGCGAACUCACACUGGAGAGCAGCCUUACAGAUGUAAGCACUGUGGGAAAGCCCUGAGUUGUCUCAGUUACUGUCGAAUUCAUGAAAGGACUCACACUGGAGAGAAACCUUAUGAAUGUAAGCAGUGUGGGAAAGCCUUCAGUUAUGCCAGUUACAUUCGAAUCCAUGAGAGAACUCACACUGGAGAAAAGCCCUAUGAAUGCAAGAAGUGUGGGAAAGCCUUCAGUUGUCCAAAUUACUUCCGGAAACACGAAAAGACUCACACUGGAGAGAAACCCUAUGAGUGUAAGCAGUGUGGCAAAGGCUUCAGUUGUCCCAGAUCCUUUCGAAGUCAUGAAAAGAGACACAGGGGCGAGAAGCCCUAUGAAUGUAAAAUAUGUGGUAAAACCUACAGUUGUCCAAUCUACUUUCGAAAUCAUGAAAGGAGACACAGUGGAGAAAAAUCCUAUGAGUGUAAAAUAUGCGGUAAGUCCUUCAGUUGUCCAAAGUAUUUUCGGAAACAUGAAAGAAGUCACACAGGAGAGGAACCCUGUGAAUGUAAUGAAUGUGAGAAUACCUUGAGCCCUCUCACCGUAUUUCAAAGACACGUGAUGAAGCACAGCGGAGAUGGACCUUACAAGUGUAAGGAGUGUGGGAAGGUCUUCGAUUGUCCCAAUAACUUUCGAUGUCAUGAAAAGAUACACAGUGGAGAAAAGCCAUAUGAAUGUAAGGAAUGUGGCAAAGCCUUCAGUUCCUCCAUGUCCCUUCAAAAUCAUGAGAGAAGUCACAGUAGGAAAAAACCUCAUGAAUGUAAGGAAUGUGGUAAAGCCUUCAGUUUUCCCUGUUCCCUUCAAAAACAUGAAAGAAGUCAUACUGGGGAGAAACCGUAUGAAUGUAAGCAGUGCGGGAAAGCCUUCACUUAUCUCAGUUCUAUGCAAAAACAUGAAAGAACGCAUAGCGGGGAGAAACCCUAUGAAUGUAAGCAGUGUGGGAAAGCCUUCAUUUAUCUCAGUUCUAUGCAAAAACACGAAAGAACUCAUAGUGGAGAGAAACCCUAUGAAUGUAAGCAGUGCGGGAAAGCCUUCAUUACUCUCUCUAACGUUCAAAGGCACAUGAUCAAGCACACUGGAGACGGACCCUGUAAGUGUAAGGAGUGUGGGAAGGCCUUCGAUUGUCCCAGUUCAUUGCGAACCCAUGAACGUACUCACACUGGGGAGAAACCCUAUCAGUGUAAACACUGUAGUAAAGCCUUCACUCGUUCUAGUUCUUUACGAAACCAUGAAAGAACUCAUAAUGGAGAGUAGCCAUGUGAAUGGAAGGAAUGUGGAAAAUUCUUCAGGCCCAGUUAUUCUUGAAUACACAAAAUAACUGGAGAGAAAACUAAUGAACACAAACAAUGUGGUAAAGUCUUUACUCCCUAUGAUGUUCAUAUACAUGGAAUUCAUACCAGAGAGAAACUCUCAAUAUAGGGAAAGUUGUGGAAGCUGUCUUUUGAUCACACAGUCUUUUGAGGACAUGUGAGUGCACACAGGGGAGAAACCAUAUAAACGUAAAGAAUCAGGGAAAGCCAUCCAUGCAUUUCCAUGGGAAGCCAUGGAAGAACUCACACUGGAGAGAAUUCUGUUGAAUGUAAACAUUGUAGGAAAAUUCACUUGCCCCACCCUCCUAAAAAAACCACAUGAGAGUAUAUAAUGGAUAGAUACCUUAUAAAUGAAAAAUAAGGGAAGCUUUUUAAUUUAAAAAGAUAUGUUGAAAGUCAUUUGAAAAAUGCACUGAAAGAAACAAUGUAAGUAAUAUGGGUAAGCCUGGUGCAAAUUACUGUAUAAUAAGUACUCCCCCAGAUUCAUGACAUGAAAGAAAUGUUAUUAACGUGAUGCAUAUGUUGUCUUCAUCAAUGGCUUAUUCUUCAUUCUCCAGUUUUACUGAGAAAAGUUGACCUAUUACUGAUAAGCUUAAGACAUGUUGCCUGAUGGUUUGAUUUACGUACAUUGUGAAAAAGUUACAGUGGCUCAUUCUUAAAGUGAUUCUCUGUUUUGCAGAUUUCUACUUAGUUUUGCAAGGAAACAUUGAGGUGGGAAAAUAGUGUAGGUUCUCACUUAGCAGUGGUUUCUAAGUUUAACGGGUAAUUUUCUCCCCUCAGUGAAACACUGGUGUUUCCAUUUUGAAGACUCUUUCAUCCAUGGAUGAACUGAAGUGUAUUUGUUAACGUGCAAAUGUUUAAUUUUUAUAUAAUUUUUUCAUUUUUUGGGGUAAGGAUACGACUGUUGAGUAAUGAAUGACAUGUUACCCUUAAAAAUAAACUGCCAAUUAUUUUACCAGCAAAAAUGGGUUUAUAGCAGAGAAUGCAGUUCAGGACAAGGAAGCUACAUAAUGCCAUAGGCAAUUGUGGAGAACAAAGGAGAGGAAUGCUCUCCUGUAAGAGAAAGGGGACUUGGAAGGGGCUGUUAUGAACAAAACAUUGGUUGGAAUAAACUGGGAAGUUCAAAA
Molecule: messenger RNA, 3253 nt
Organism: Ailuropoda melanoleuca (giant panda)
Lineage: Eukaryota; Metazoa; Chordata; Mammalia; Carnivora; Ursidae
Product: zinc finger protein 709-like
Exons: 4
Coding region: 142-2070 (642 amino acids)
Biological process (GO): regulation of transcription by RNA polymerase II
Cellular component (GO): nucleus
Molecular function (GO): DNA-binding transcription factor activity, RNA polymerase II-specific; RNA polymerase II cis-regulatory region sequence-specific DNA binding
Source: RefSeq, a predicted model, not a curated record